Messenger RNA from Polychytrium aggregatum, 2014 nucleotides. Its product is annotated as WD40-repeat-containing domain protein. The transcript has 9 exons. The record is from RefSeq and is a predicted model, not a curated record. Gene Ontology annotation, molecular function: protein binding. Bases 91 to 1884 code for a protein of 597 amino acids. NCBI's taxonomy places the organism in Eukaryota, Fungi, Chytridiomycota, Chytridiomycetes, Polychytriales.
CAGGGCCGUUCGCCCUGCCAGGGUGUGCACUUUGAUCAGGCCGCUUCCAUCUCUCCUCAAGCCGCCCUACAUCGCCCCGAGCUCCAUGCCAUGUCCUAUUUUCAAUCCCAGGAUCCAACGCUGGAAAGAUCUUUCCGGGGCCACAAAGAUGUCGUCACGUCGCUCACGUUCAAGCCAUCUAUGACCCAGCUGGCCUCGGCUUCGAUGGACUGCUCCGUUUUAAUAUGGAACUUCAAGCCCCAGUUGCGCGCAUUUCGUUUCGUGGGCCACAAGGGCCACGUCACCAGUGUCGACUUUGCUCCAACGGGGAGCCUUCUGGCAUCGUCCUCACGGGACAAAACAGUUCGCCUGUGGACACCCAACGUCAAGGGCGAUGUUACUGUGUUCAAGGCUCAUACUUCAACAGUGCGCACGGUUCAGUUCUCAAGGGACAGCGAGCUAUUGCUCACAACUUCGGACGAUAAGACCAUCAAGAUUUGGUCGACGCAUCGAUCAAAGUUCCAAUAUACCCUUGCGGGGCAUCUCAACUGGGUUCGCACCGCCAAGUUUGCACCGGACACUCGACUUGUGGUCUCGGGUAGCGACGAUAAGACCAUCAAGCUCUGGGAUCUCAGCAACAAGAUGUGCGUCAAGACCUACUGGGAUCACUCUGGCAUCAUCACCUCGACGGCCUUCCAUCCGUCCGGCACAAUCGUGGCAUCUGCUUCGACCGAUCGCUCAAUCAAACUCUUCGAUAUCCGCAUGCACAAGUUGAUUCAGCAUUACGGGGAUGCACACGGAGGCAUGACGAGCGGAGCAGGCGCGGCUGCUGGAGAGCGUCCGUCAGGCGGAGUCAACAGCAUAUCGUUCGGGGGCGUGGGCGGCGAGUGGCUUAUCAGCACCGGCAUGGACGGACUGGUCAAGGUCUGGGAUCUUAAGGAAGGUCACCUGUUUUACACGCUCUACGGCCACAAGCACGGUCCAACCACUGCAGCCGUGUUCUCUCCGACCGGCGACUAUUUUGCAACGGGCGGAAGUGACAGCCAGGUCAUGGUGUGGAAGAGCAACUUUGACGAGACGCAGUCGUCAGCCGAGGACGUUGGCAUUUUCGGAGCCUCACAUCAGCCCAAAGGGCGCCCCAAGAGCCCUGUCAUUGCCAACAUUGUUCCCACGCAGGGCGGCAAAGGCAUCACACACUAUCAGCCAACUCAACAGCAGAUUCAACAGACUCAGCCUGCCGGCGUUCUGAAGAAAUCACAGUCUCCAAGACUGCGGUCGUCGCAACCAGUCAGCGAGGAAGAGCCCGUGAUCAUCCAGGUCGAUGGCUCAGAAGAGCAGAACGUCGCGGCUGACUGGGAUGGCAACGGAUAUCCGAUACGGUCGAGCGAGCCACACAAAUACGACUAUGGCAGUUACAGAGUCGACUUGCGUGAGCCUGACAUUCGGAAUCCUCAGCAGCGUGGACAAGGCUUCGUUCCCGCACACGCUCCCUCGCGCGAUUUCAGCGGCUAUUCAAACCCCAGCGCGCGCCAAGGCGCUGCCGAUGAUACGGUGGUUUCGACGAUCCAGGGAAUGGCUCGGCAGAUCGAUGUGUUGACCCAGACCAUGAAUAUCCUCGAGAGUCGGAUCACAAUGAAUGAAGAUCGAGUGGUCGAGAUGACUCGGAGACUCACCGACGUCGUGGACCGCAUGGACCGUAUCCUGGUGGCCAAGGAGACUCGACCAACCCUCAUCAGCACCGGUGAGCCAGAGCAAACCCCCUUCAGCCCGGCGAGCGGCAGUCGAGGACCUGCAACCGGCUCGCUUUCUGCUGGACUGAGCCACACGACAACGCCUGUCCUCAAACCCAACAUCGGCGGGCACCGAGAGAUUGCUCACUCAAGCACCUCUUCCGAAGCAUCGUGAUCCCAGCCUCGAGACGGUGCAGUCCUGGAACAACGCAUGGGCGACACACUCCUUCACUGAAACAAGAACAGGGGGCUCCGCGGCGUCUAUGCGCUACAGCAACAAGCAUGAAUAAACUGACUGCGAAUGG